Knipowitschia caucasica is the source of this 318-nucleotide messenger RNA. NCBI's taxonomy places the organism in Eukaryota, Metazoa, Chordata, Actinopteri, Gobiiformes, Gobiidae. The record is from the annotation of a GenBank genome assembly.
AUGCUAGCGCGCAGCCUGCACCUGGAAGGAGAGGCCGUGUUUUGGCAAGGCGAGAUGAGGAUGAGAGCAGUUCGGAAGAAUUCACUGAGCCAGACCCGGAUUCUUCGUCAGAGUGGCUCCCAUCUGGGUCUGCAAGCAGCAGAGAGUCCUCCCCUGACGCUUUUACUCGCGCGUCAAGCAGAACCACCGCCAGAGAAGAUUGUGGAUCAAGGAAAGCAGCCACACCCAGGAACCCUGCUGUUGAUAGAACAGUGUCACUGCCAGUGUCACAUCUGCCAGUUCAGUUGGUGUGAAGAAGAGAAAAGUUACAAAGAGUAA